CGCUGGCUGUCAUUCGUCCAAAGCGAGCCAGCCGGUGCGAUCGUGGCGCUGGCGGAGUGGAGCAGCGCGAGCCGCAUGUAAAUGAACAACUCCACCUCCGUGUUGCCGUCACCUGAGGAUCCAGAGGGGAACGCCGACUGUCCCGUCCCUGUCAUCGGCGAGCUGACCUCAACCGUGUGGAGAGAUUACGCAAAAAAAGGUUAAACUGCACUACUUUGGAGCAGACGCUGCCCGCUAAUCGCUGCCGUGUGGCGCCGCCGUUUCUCGCUACAACACGAAGAGUGCCUCUAGGCCAACCUCUGCUGACCAUGCGGAGUCUGUGUGCGGUGGUCCUGGCGAUUGCCACCGCCGCCCUCAGCUCGGCAGACUCGGACACGCACAGACUGAGGCAUGACUCCAAUCUGGAGAUCUACAAGCGGCUGUUUGAGACCAAGAGGAAAGAUCAGCUCAACGCCCUCAAGAAUCUGGUAGAGCUGAAUGACAUCAACCAGCAGUACAAGAUCAUAGACAUCAUGCUCAAAGGACUCUUCAAGGUGUUGGAGGACUCCAGACAAAUCCUGGUUGCAGCCAACAUGCAGCCUGAUGACCCUUUCCCAAUGGACGACAAGAUCAAAGAAGCGUAUUCCCACGUGGUGGAGAACACAGCAUUUUUUGGUGAUGUGGCACUGCGUUUCCCACGUAUUGUCCACCACUACUACGACCGGAACACCGACUGGGGCGGUCUGCUGCGCUGGGGGCUUAAUUUCUGUAACCAGACGGGGGUUUUCACAGGAGGAGCCCACCAACAUGUCCUCACACUAAUGUCACAGGAGUUGGGAAUAACAGAGAAAUCCCCAGACUUUACAAACCCGUACCGCACAGAGAGAGACGAUGUGCUCCACACUGCCGAGGCUUUCCAGAAGAUCCUGAGGGAGGAGGAGAAGAGGAGGAGGAAAGAAGAGAAGAGGAAAGAAAUCAGGAAAGGCCCUCGCAUCUCCCGCUCCCGCACCGAGCUAUAGCGCCGCACCUCAGUGCUUGCGGAGAGCAGAGUACGAAGAAGGAAGGAGCAUACGCACAGUCCACAAGGGGUGGCUUGACUUGUAGACUCCGACGACAGUGGAGGAAAUAAAAGCUGUCAUGACUUGUACAAAAGCCAGGUGCUCUGUUGAAAACAAGAGAGGGACCUUCAAGGUGACACAAAAAACUAAACUGGAAGUGGAGGUUGAGUCGCUGUGCAUCUACAGUGAUGUAUAAUUGGAAAAUGUAACGUUGUAUAGGAGGUAAAAGAGGUCUCUGGAGUAGGAGGUGAUAAGGGAAACUCAUUUUUGAUAACUUGAGGAUUACAUAACUGUACUUUGGAAUAUAAUUAAUUUUAGUAUAAUCUUAAAAAAAAAAACAACUUUGCAAAACCCCACUGUAUUGUGUCUGGUCUAGAUUUAAUGUGUCUCAAAUCCAUA
Epinephelus fuscoguttatus (brown-marbled grouper) is the source of this 1436-nucleotide messenger RNA. Its product is annotated as coiled-coil domain-containing protein 134-like. The record is from RefSeq and is a predicted model, not a curated record. The transcript is spliced from 7 exons. The coding region runs from base 309 to 998 and encodes 229 amino acids. Lineage: Eukaryota; Metazoa; Chordata; Actinopteri; Perciformes; Serranidae.